Capsella rubella is the source of this 791-nucleotide messenger RNA. RefSeq names its product putative cullin-like protein 2. The record is from RefSeq and is a predicted model, not a curated record. Gene Ontology annotation, molecular function: ubiquitin protein ligase binding. Gene Ontology annotation, biological process: ubiquitin-dependent protein catabolic process; protein ubiquitination. NCBI's taxonomy places the organism in Eukaryota, Viridiplantae, Streptophyta, Magnoliopsida, Brassicales, Brassicaceae. The transcript has 6 exons. The coding region runs from base 1 to 660 and encodes 219 amino acids. Gene Ontology annotation, cellular component: cullin-RING ubiquitin ligase complex.
AUGUGCACCCAGAAAGACGAUUACUCACAGCAGCUGUAUGAAAAGUAUCGCCAAGUAAUUGAAGAUUAUACUAUCCAAACUGUGUUGCCGUCUUUAAGGGAGAAGCAUGGUAAUGAUAUGUUAGAAGAGCUUAUUAAGAGGUGGAAUAACCAUAAGAUUAUGGUUAAAUGGUUAGAAAGAUUCUUCUAUUAUCUUGACCGUUACUUUGUCCCUCAGCAAGCCCUUCCAACACUGAGAGAAGUUGGUUUGACAUGCUUCCGCGACCUGGUUUAUCGUGAGAUGCACUCCACUGCCAAAGAAGCUGUAUUAGCACUUAUUCAUAAAGAACGGGAGGGCGAACAUAUUGAUAGGGAACUAGUGAAAAACGUGUUAGAUAUAUUUGUGGAGAAUGGGAUUGGAACUUUGGAAAAAUAUGAAGAGGAUUUUGAAAGCUUCUUGCUUCAAGAUACUGCAUCUUACUAUUCUUGCAAGGUGUCAAGGUGGAUCCAGGAGGAUUCUUGUCUUGAUUACAUGCUAAAGUGUGAGGAGUGUUUAGAAAAGGAGAGGGACAGAGUCACUUACUAUCUCCAUUCAAGCACUGAACCCAAAUUAGUUGAGGCUGUGAAAGAGGCAUUUGAUGAAAUCUUAAAAAAGGAUGGAGGAAGUGAGAAGCUCAAGUGAUAAAUUAUUGGAUUAAAAUCUUUUAUUGUCUCUUUUGCACUAACUCAAUUCACAAAAUUCCCUACUUAUUCUUACUACCCUGUCUUUCUAUAAUAAUAUUAAAACUCUAUUGUACCAUUUUUAUUAUAUUA